Orussus abietinus is the source of this 5997-nucleotide messenger RNA. RefSeq names its product phosphorylated CTD-interacting factor 1 (gene Pcif1). The record is from RefSeq and is a predicted model, not a curated record. The coding region runs from base 245 to 2452 and encodes 735 amino acids. The transcript is spliced from 7 exons. Gene Ontology annotation, cellular component: nucleus. Lineage: Eukaryota; Metazoa; Arthropoda; Insecta; Hymenoptera; Orussidae. Gene Ontology annotation, molecular function: RNA polymerase II C-terminal domain binding; mRNA (2'-O-methyladenosine-N6-)-methyltransferase activity.
AACAUUUUAGUAUAUAUAUUGGACAAAAAUGUUUGAAAUUUAUGCACGUGGAUAGCAUGCGCUUGCACAUGCGCACUGACUCCAUUCUCGUUCCGCUUUGCAUCUGGUUCAGUUGCGAGCAAAUGGCGUCGUAUGGAUGGAGUUCAUUGCGUCAAAUUUCACAAAUGAUGAAUGAAUUCUAAGUUUAACUAUGAAUUUCCCAUAAAUUAAAAAGAAAAAAGAUUAAGGGAAAUAUUUUAAUACAAUGAACGAAGUAAGUGGAGGAAAACAAGAAAUAGCCAGUACAUCAGCUUGGGAAACAUUAUCAGGACAGUCGGUUUCCUCUUUACCAGCCAUGCAUCAUCACCAUGAAGCAUUGCCACAAGAAAUAAGUCCACCAGUUACACAAGUAAUUGUCCCUACACCUGUAAAACUUCAAGCUCCUGUAUUACCACUGCCACAGAAUGUCAUUGAGCAUUGUUCACCUCUUGCUCAUAUACAACAACCGUCUCUGAUUCCGCAAAAUACUACACCUACUGGAUUUACGGAACCAGAAUUAUCCCCUGAACUUCAGCAACAAGGUUGGAAGAAAUUUUGGAGUAAACGAGAAAAUCGGCCAUAUUUCUGGAAUAAACUAACUGGUGAAUCGUUGUGGGUUAUGCCUUCACUCAAACCUCAGUUUGAUCCAAUUACUGAUCCUUUGGGUAUAUGUGGCGUACCACCUAUGCCUGGAAAUGGUCCUUUACCUCCUGGUACGCCAGGAGGCACGUUGAAGCGUCGAGCUUCUGAGGAUGGGAAUGCCGUACUUGCUGCAAAGAAGUUUGUUUUAGCGGGCCCUUGGGAUUUAGAAAUACCAACUAAUGUGAUAAUAUACGAGAGAGCACCAUCUAAUUUGCCACACGUUCAUCCUGAAGCGGAAGCAUUGCGAUGUGGUUUACUUUCAAAAUUGAGGCAGUGCUACCAAGAAUUAUGUCAUACUCGAGAAUCGAUAGAUGCUCCGAAAGAUUCCUUUAACCGUUGGUUAAUGGAGCGAAAGGUGAUCGACUGUGGUUCCGAUCCCCUGCUUCCAAGUCAAUGUUUCCCUGAAAUUUCAAUGUCAAUGUAUCGUGAGAUCAUGAAUGACAUUCCUAUAAAACUUGUAAGACCAAAAUUUACUGGCGAUGCUAGAAAGCAGUUGUCACGUUACGCCGAAGCUGCAAAAAAAAUGAUCGAAUCAAGGGCAGCUUCACCCGAAAGUAGGAAAGUGGUAAAGUGGAAUGCCGAAGAUACGUUUCAGUGGUUAAGGCGAACAGUUGGUGCAACAUUUGACGAUUUCCAAGAUAGACUAGCACAUCUUAAACGUCAAUGUCAGCCACACUUAACCGAAACUGUAAAGGCUAGCGUUGAGGGCAUUUGCUUAAAAAUCUAUCAUCUAUCCACCGAGUACGCAAAAAAAGUAAAAGACAAAAAUAAUCAGAUUUUAAAAGACAAUGGUCUGGGGGAUGUUAUUCCCUUAGGUGGACCUGCCAGUACGCAAAGAAAAGUUUGGUGUUACCCGGUGCAGUUUUCUCUUCCAUGUCCACGACUUCCACAAGUAGACUACAUUCCGGAAAGGGAGCAAACGAUGUUGCGCUUCCAUGGGGAUACCAUGUGCAUCAAUAACUUGCACUUAACUAAACUCGAGCACCUUUACAGGUAUAAUUGUUUCGAUGAUAAGAAGUUUGAAAUGUUUCUACCCAGAGUGUGGAGUAUGCUAAAACGGUAUCAAACCUACCUUGGAAUAAACGAAGGGCAUGCAACGCAAAUGGCACUGCCUGUCACAGUUUUUGAGUGUCUACAAAGAUCAUUCGGAGUGACAUUUGAGUGUUUCGCUUCACCACUGAAUUGUUACUUUAGGCAAUACUGUUCAACGUUCUCGGACACAGAUUCGUACUUUGGAUCAAGGGGACCGUUUUUAGAUUUUCGGCCCGUAAGUGGAUCUUUUCAGGCCAAUCCACCUUAUUGCGAAGAACUCAUGGAGGCAAUGGUCAAUCAUUUCGAACGUCUUUUGGCUGAUUCGGCUGAGCCUCUGUCCUUUGUGGUUUUCCUUCCGGAGUGGAGGGAUCCAGCACCCAAUGCUUUAAUUAAACUCGAAAGCAGUCACUUUAAACGAAAACAAGUUGUUGUACCAGCCAUGGAGCAUGAAUAUAGACAUGGUUUUCAACACAUUCUACCUAAAGGAGAGGUGAACAUUAGAGCAGCUCAUGGAACGCUGGUUGUUUGGCUGCAAAAUGCAGCAGGAACGACUCGCUGGGGACCUACCGAAGAACGCGUUGAAGCAUUACUCGAAGCUUGGAGGCCUGGUAGAGAAAGAGAAAGAGACAGACAGGAACUUCUUUCUCCUCCAAGACAAGCUCAUCAACAAGCGAUACCGGCCACACCGCUCCCUGUACCGACUACUCCAUCAACCCCAACAUUGCCGACAUUAUCCACUCUAACGACUCAUCCUAUGUAAUUACAAAGUUUCAUUUUUCUAAGUGCGCUUUUUGGCUCAUGAAACAAAGGCAAAAUUCAACACUCCUGAGCAGGGAUUCCGUACGCCAAUUCGGUGGCUAUCGAUAUCGUUAGCCUAUUGGAAUAACACGAGUAACGUAUCCGUAGCUACCGAAUUGACGUACAGAAUUCCACCUCUGCUUUGCAUAUUAGCAACUCAGGAUGUUCCGCUCUCUGACGUGGUUGGACGUUUAAUGUUUGAAGUUAUGUCUGAAUAGUCUACAAAAUAGAGUACGUUUAACACCAAGUUGUUCGAAACUUGAAAUGGUUUAAAAGUCCACAGAAGGAAAGAAUUGAUUUAAGAAAAAGAAAUGCUAAAAUCAUUUUGUUAGAAACAUUAAUGACUUUUAUAUCGAAACUCACAGUUAAUGAUUUGAUAAGAGAACAGGGCCUGUAAACUACAAACAGAUGCCCCUCUAUAAAUGUCAAUUGUGUUCCUAGUAUUUCACGAUUCGUCUUACUUCUGAUUUUUGAGAAUUCACUUACUUUCUCAAGCGAUUUGGUUUAAUUACUGUGGCAAAAAGUAAAAGCAAAAUUCUUUUAUAAAUUGAUAGAUUAGUCAUCAUAAUGAUGACUAUAUAUCUAUUGUAUAGGUAUACAGAGAGAACGGCACACGUAGUCUACAUGAUUCAGAAAGUCUGAUGUCUUGAAAUUACUUGUUCGUUGUUGCUAAUCGAUGCACUGGAUUGUUCGAAAUGUGUAGACUAUUAGAAUUGUAGAUAUACUUGCCAUGCAAGCUGAAAGGUAAUGGUUAUCACCGAGACCCUUGGGAAAUUGAAUUUUUAUAUAAGUAUGGUAAAGGCGUUUGACGUACUGUGUAAAUCUUUACAUUAAAAGGAAAAAAAAAAAAGUGAAUAUAAUUAUAAUAAGAUAUGUUGUAAUUAACAAAUUACACAAAUAACUUGUAUAAAUAAAUACGCAUGCGCGGGCGUCCGUGCGGAUGUGGUAAGAGCAUACGCGUGGACUUUAAAUAUGAAAAAGUAUAAAUAACAAUUUCGAAUACUUAUUAAAUAUCAGAAAAUCUCUUCAUUGUGUGAACAUACAUUAAAGAAUGUAACGGGCAAUGAAAGCUUUAUGGCGAGCAUAACUUUUAAAAAAUAACACUUGACUUCGAUGAGUAGUUUCCAGUAAAGCUCUGUACAGUUUGAGAGUGAAAUUUUUACCGCAGGAGGUAAGGCAGCAAAUGUAUCAUUGAAUGCUAACACAGAUUCCAAUGAGAUCUCACCUGCCGUGUUAAACAUAUCUACUGAUCGAUUAAGAUAUCGAUGACAGAGGCAAUAACACUUAUGAUUGACAUGUUUUCUGAGGGUGAAAAGCGCAUAUCGUAAAACUUCUAGACACUCGUUGCAGCACAAAAUAUCCGAAUGGGUUCAAACCUGUCGAUUAUGUACAUAUAUACACCUAGCAUAGUUAUGGACUUAUUUUAUUAUUCUAAGUAGCAAUUAAUCUUGGCUUCUCAUACUCCACUCCUGCAAUAUGCGCUGGCUUUCUUUUACUGAUCACGUGCAUUCAUCGCGUUCCUUACUCCUCGAGUAGCUAUACAUUCAUAGAUUUUGUACAUUUUUAUUAGCACUACAUUGUACAUACCUAUAGCGUCUUUGAAUCUGGAACGAUUAUACUCAUUCGACUGGUAGUAGAUAAGACAAUAGAGUCUACAAAUUGGAACUAUAAAUUCAAUUUUAUCGCGUCGUUUAUUUUACGUGGUAGGUGAGAAGCAUCCAACAUCGGUGAUAAAUGUUAUCACUCUCAUGUCACGAAUGUAAAGUAGUGCAAUUCAAAAGGUUAUGAUUCCGUUGAUGAAUAUCUUUACGUGCAAAAUCUAAAGAAAUACGAAUUAUAUAUUUGUAUUCAUUUGUAAAAAGAUUAUUAAUGCUGGAAAUUUAAAUAAGUAAUGUAAACUAUAACGAAAUCUGUUUUAAAUGUAAAUAUAAGAACGAUUCGUGUUGAAUACUUGAAGCACAGAUAAAAUACGAAAUGCGCAGUUUGCUGAAGGGGGUUGUUGUAUUCAGUUUGUAUCAGCCUUGUAGCAUCGAACUAGCAACAAUUUAUUUUCAAAUGAAUUUCUUUAGCGUCCAGAUAAAGAAUAUUGAAAAAAAAGGUUUUUCACAAGUUUAUAUGUCACGGGAUAUCAGAUUCAGAUUCAACAUAACUUCCUGUUGUAAAAUAUGUCGUUAAUAAAUAAUUUUAUAGGGUUUAAACUCUUGAAUUUCCAAUCGAUACGAUCUGUUGGCAAUCUUUUUUGUGCAGUUCGGCCUAUUAAAAAAAUGUGUAUAAUACGUGAAAUAAAUAUUGAGCUUUAGGUGCCGCUCUAAUCAUUAAACAUGUUAUUAUUUUUUUUUUCCUUCAAUUUACUUCGCAUUACUUAUGCUUACACGUAUCACAAUAAAAUGUGAUCGAAUUCUUUAAAAGUUUCAAUUAAGGGAGACAUUAUAUCUUAUUAACACUGUGUAUGUAUAGAUUGUGGAGAUUUUAUAUAAGUAUAAAAUAGAAACGAAUGAGAUCGUUUUCCAGUAAUUAACAGAAAUUUUGAUUUUGUUGUUUAACUUGACAGUGUACAUUCGAAAAUUAUGUGAACGAUGAGAGAUUAAUAGUACUUUUUCCGUUAACAACCUAUGAUGUUUAGUCAUUUUAAAACCAAUACUGUGUUAUUUUGUUUUAAGGUCUAAGAGUUUCUUAUAAUAGAUAGCAUUUAUUUUUAACACUAUAGAUUAGAAAACGAGAUCAUUAUGAAAAACACGGGGUAGAAGAAAUUGAGAGGCACUGAACACUAAAAAGUGCAUACGCAUUUUUUAAGCGCAAACAAUUCUUUCGCAUGCGAACUAAAUGUUAAAGACGUGGAUGUACUAAAUCAAUCAGUGCAUUAUAAUUGCCCAAGAAAUUGUAAAUCGUAAUAAGGAAAUGACUUACCUUUCGAUUUUUAUAAAAAUUGUGAAGAUCAACUAUUCUAAUAUAGUUGGUUUGUUAUUAUGAUACGCGAGUAAAUGCUACAGAUGAGAGUGGAAUUGAAAGACAUUUGAAUUUCCAUAAGUUGAUUUUUUAUUAACAUCAACAGUUUGUUAGAGCAAUGGCACAUUUAUACUAAAAAUGUAUUAAUACAAACAUUAUUUUACAUUUUCAUAACGGCAAUUUCACCAAUGAUAAUACUAGGAAAAUAAUCAAUUAGCGACUAUGAUGAAGACAUAAAAAUUAAAAAAACUACUUGACACCCUAACAAUUGCUAAUACGAGGUGUUAAUCAAGUAUUAUUUUAAUUUACGCCAAGCUGCACCUGAACUUAAGGACAUUAAGUUGAGGGUAGUUUUUGCUGUGUAACUAAAGUGUCAAAAUAUGUUCUUUAGGCAUAUGAUGGAACACAUCUACUGUGCAAUAGUAGAGUGAACACGAUUGUGAAUACAAAUUUUUAACCGUAUUUCGGGAAAAGUGAAAAAUUUGAAGAUUUUAAUAUGAUGUAAAUUAUUAAGAAAAUGUUAUAACUGCAGAUGAAUAAAUUGGUCUUAUUUAUAAAAAA